AUGAGCUCGCAUCGGUAUCAGCGCGUCGAUGGCCGCGCUGAUGACGAUGACGACCAUCCCCCGAUGCCCGAUCCCUCCGCGCCCUAUCCUGUUCCUGCCUCCCCGCCCCCGUCCUUCCAUUCCAGAGCCUCAUCACCCUCGUCGAGGCCGCUCUUCUCCCACGACCCCCUCCAUAGAGACACCGAUCGGACGCUUGCAGACGCAUUCGAUGGCGGCGAGGACGACUCCGAUGGCGACGAGGAGAUCGAUGACCGGCAGCGGCUGAUGAGGGGAAAUCCCUCGAUAGGAGAUGAUCGACACGCAGAGGCUCCCACCAGCUCCAGACAAGCAUUCGCGUCAGGAACCUCAGCCGUACCGCCAGCGUUCAACAGCACACCGUCCGGCGCUGGGAGAACCAUACGGCCUGCUCCGAACGAUGGCGUGUUUGCAAAUCUGGCUGCGAAACCGGACGGGGAAAAGGACGAUGGCCUCCCGAGCUACGAACAAGCCGCCGCUGAUGCUACUCCCCCCUACUGGGAAACUACGAUCAUUGCUCCCGGCAUGUCCUCGGACGAGGUGUACGUCGACGGCCUGCCGGUCGGGUCCUUCUUCUCGUUCGUCUGGAACGGCAUGAUUUCGACAUCCUUCCAGCUCGUCGGUUUCCUCCUCACCUAUCUCCUUCAUACCACCCACGCUGCCAAAAACGGCAGUCGAGCAGGUCUGGGCCUCACCCUCGUGCAAUACGGAUUCUACAUGAAGCCCGGGGGCAGUCCCGACCCCUCGUCGCCAACGGGUGACUCUCAGUUCGUUCCGCCAAAUCCGAACAGUCACGAUUUCGUACCGGAAGAUGGCAAGUUUGAUUCGGGCGACUCUCCGGGAGGAGUCUCUGGCAUCACCACGAGCGAGUGGAUUUCCUAUAUUCUUAUGGUUGUGGGAUGGUUUAUUUUGAUCCGCGCAAUCAGCGACUAUCUCCGGGCGCGGCGGCAUGAACAGCUGGUUCUACAAAGCCCCGACAGGGGUCUACCCGUCCCGAUCAUUGCUGAGGGGGAGCGGCCAGAGCAUUCUGUGUAA
Messenger RNA from Uncinocarpus reesii 1704, 1050 nucleotides. RefSeq lists its product as uncharacterized. The coding region runs from base 1 to 1050 and encodes 349 amino acids. Lineage: Eukaryota; Fungi; Ascomycota; Eurotiomycetes; Onygenales; Onygenaceae. The transcript has 3 exons. The record is from RefSeq and is a predicted model, not a curated record. Gene Ontology annotation, biological process: ubiquitin-dependent protein catabolic process; metal ion transport; positive regulation of protein ubiquitination. Gene Ontology annotation, cellular component: perinuclear region of cytoplasm; endoplasmic reticulum; Golgi apparatus.